AUGCGGUGCUUGGGACACUACACUCAUGAUCGUAGUGCUCGAUCUUCUGACAGCGAUGGCAUCUUGCCGCUCACUUGUGACUCAAAGAGCGAGAGUUCUGGCUCUCGAUGUAACAGUGGUCCAAUGGCUGAAGUCUUCUUGUUCCACAUUCGCUAUCGCCUUUUCCAGCGUAUGGAAGCCCUCUCGGAACAUGUAGGUCUUCACCGGUCCAUCUACAAGGCCGUAGAUGAACACGUUGAAGAGCGUGUGCUCAUCAACAGGGUUUUCCGUGACGCUACUCGCAAGGUAGCGGAGGUGUUGCGCAUCAUCAUGCACAUCACGCUUACCUUGCUUGAGCCUCAAGAGUGCAGAGCGUUCUCUGAACUCGGCUCUCGGCGGCUCAAACGUCCUUUAAGCCGAGACUUCAAGAUCUCCAACGACUCAAACACGUUUGGGUCGUGA
This is a messenger RNA of Peronospora matthiolae, 441 nucleotides long. Lineage: Eukaryota; Oomycota; Peronosporomycetes; Peronosporales; Peronosporaceae. The record is from the annotation of a GenBank genome assembly.